Wickerhamiella sorbophila is the source of this 1530-nucleotide messenger RNA. Its product is annotated as Adenylyl cyclase-associated protein. Gene Ontology annotation, cellular component: cytoplasm. NCBI's taxonomy places the organism in Eukaryota, Fungi, Ascomycota, Dipodascomycetes, Dipodascales, Trichomonascaceae. The coding region runs from base 1 to 1530 and encodes 509 amino acids. Gene Ontology annotation, molecular function: adenylate cyclase binding; actin binding. The record is from RefSeq and is a predicted model, not a curated record. The transcript has a single exon. Gene Ontology annotation, biological process: regulation of adenylate cyclase activity; cytoskeleton organization.
AUGGACGGCUACAACAUGACGACGUUGAUGAAACGUCUCGAAGCUGCGACUUCGCGUCUAGAAGAUCUAGUGGUUGUUGCUCAGGGACAGAGCUCCAACCAAUGGUCUUCCAAUAUUGUCGGGGACUCGGUAAAGACAAGCGCGGCCGAUACUCCUGCGAUGGCUACGCCAGGUGCAGUGGCUACCAAGGCGCCCGUGUCUGACAUUGAGCCUUCGGGUAGCAUUCCUGCAUCUUUGACCGCGCUCAAUGGCAAACUGGAUACUUUGGUAGAACUUUCCAAGGCCGCAGAUCUAUUGGUGGGCGAGCAGGCAGUUCUUUUCAAGAAUGCUGCUGAGGAAGCGAACAAGAUAGUCCUGCUUGCGUCCAGAGCCCAAAAGGCUGAGAUAGGAAGCCAGGAUUUCAUGGAUCUUCUCAAGCCGCUCGCAGACAAGAUUGCUGCGGUUGUGGAUGUUCGCGAGUCCAACCGCACUUCACCGGCGACAAACCAGCUUUCAACUAUUGCAGAGGGUGUUCCAGCUCUUGGCUGGGUGUCGACUCCUGCUCCUGCAGAUUAUGUCCAGGAUUUCAAGGACAGUGCCCAGUUUUACGCCAACCGGGUGUUGAAGGAUAAUAAGGACCACGGCGAGUGGGUAAAGGCCUUUCUGAGUUACUUGAAUGAGCUUAAAGCUGCUGUCACAAACGACUUUUCUGACGGAAUGAAAUGGAAUGCUAAUGGCAAGCCUCUGAGAGAAGUGCUGUCUGCGGACACCAGCUCGGGCUCCUCUUCCAAAGCCAGCACUUCAGCAGGUGGUCCUCCACCACCUCCCCCUCCGCCCCCUCCGUCUGUUGAGACUCUCACCGCUGCUGCUUCAAAGAGCUCUACACCAGCAAGUGGUCCGACUGGUAUGGCAGCUGUCCUUGCUGAUUUGAACAAGGGAACUGCUAUUACUUCGGGAUUACGCCAUGUUGACCGCAGUGCUAAGAAGGAGGCUCCAAAGGCCCCGCCAAAGCCUGGAGGUUUGAGAAAGACCAAACCUUCCGCAACGGCCGCCCCUCCUGCGGCUGUUGCUCGCAAGCCCCGUAUAGAGCUGGAGAACAACCGGUGGAUCAUCGAGAACUACGUCGACGAGCAUGAGAUCGUGAUUGAUGCUGAUCUUUCUCAAGCAAUUCUCAUUGACAACUGCCAGCAGUGCACGAUCCAGGUCAAAGGUAAAGCCACUUCGAUCACUAUCACCAAGUGCGCCAAGACUGGUGUGCUGGUGUACACUCUGGUCAGCGGUGUUGAAAUCAUCAAUUCCAGCAACUUUGGCCUUCAAAUCACUGGCACCGUGCCUAGUCUGACCAUUGACAACAGUCACGACGGUGCAGUCUACCUUAGCAAAGAGGCCCUGGACAUCGACAUCUACACAUCUCAGACCGCAGCCAUCAAUGUGAACAUCCCCACAGGCGAACCUGGUGACUACGACGAACGGCCGCUCCCCGAACAGAUCAUGCACAAGGUUGUUGGUGCUAAGAUCUCAAGUAGUGCAGUGAAUGCUGCCGACAAGUAA